This is a messenger RNA of Marchantia polymorpha subsp. ruderalis, 871 nucleotides long. The record is from the annotation of a GenBank genome assembly. NCBI's taxonomy places the organism in Eukaryota, Viridiplantae, Streptophyta, Marchantiopsida, Marchantiales, Marchantiaceae.
GUCUUUCAAUCUCCAAGUAGCUUACCGAGCAUGCUCGUGGAGACGAGCAGUGUACAGACUGGAAAGGUGUGAUAUGUUCUGAAAUUCGGAGGUGGAAAUCUGCACGGCGGGCGUUCGGCAGUAGCGCUAGCUUCGAUUGUUCGCGCGACAUCCGUUAAGUCAAAAUGCCGCCCAAACUAGAUCCGUCCCAGGUCGUGGAGGUGUAUGUCCGAGUGACAGGAGGAGAGGUCGGAGCUGCCUCUUCUUUGGCUCCCAAGAUCGGACCUCUCGGUCUUUCCCCGAAGAAAAUCGGAGAGGAUAUCGCUAAGGAGACAGCGAAGGACUGGAAGGGUUUGAGGGUGACUGUGAAGCUCACAGUCCAGAACAGGCAAGCUAAGGUUGCUGUUGUGCCAUCUGCCGCAGCGUUGGUGAUCAAGGCCCUGAAGGAGCCAGAGAGGGACCGCAAGAAGGUGAAGAACAUUAAGCACAGCGGCAACAUCUCCUUGGAUGAUGUCAUCGAAAUUGCCAAGAUCAUGGCUCCCCGCUCGAUGGCCAAGACCCUGGCCGGUACAGUAAAGGAGAUUUUGGGAACAUGUGUAUCAGUAGGAUGCACCGUAGACGGCAAAGACCCCAAGGAUUUACAGAAGGAGAUAGAUGAAGGCGAAGUGGAGAUUCCCGAAGAGUAAAUAGUGAGUAUAGCUGCUUCCAGUGAGCUCGCCCGCUCUCGGUGAGAUAUUUGCCUGAAAUCAAUUGUGUGUCGCACUGCUGUAAUGAGCACGACGCAAUCUAUUCAAUUGGAAACUUAUGUAUCUCAACUGACGUGCAAUGUGAGGCCGCCCAUUGUCUCACGAACGAAAAUUUUGACCCUGAUAACGGCCAAUUCUUUGAUUCU